AAUAUUUUUUCACUCUUUGUCUGUGAAUAGUGAAUACCCUGAAACUUACAAUUACGACAAUUUUAAUGUAGGAGCAAUAAAUCUAGUUACGCUAUUACAAAGUUACGUUCAUUCAUCACACUCCGUAUUGGCUUUGACGGAAACCGGAUGGAUUUCGCGGGCUUUUUUUAAUUGUUUUCUUUGUUUUUUUUUUUCGCGUGUUUUGUGCCAGUGACAUUUAAAAAGUUUAAACAAUGAAAUUCCAAAUAUCACCAACUCUGGUGCGACAAUAUGCGGUGGUUUUAGUGGUUAACCUGUCCGUGAUAUCAACGGGCAUGAGUAUAGCAUGGCCGUCACCAAUGUUGGUGAAACUGACAGAUGUAAAUGAAACUCCUCUGGAAAGACCAAUGACGGAAAGCGAAGGUUCCUGGAUGGUGGCUUUGGGGUUCCUGUUUGGUGGUAUCAUUAACGUAGUCGGCGGAAUAUUACUAGACAUAAUCGGUCGAAAAGCCUCUGUGUUCGUAAGCUUUGUGCCAAAAUUGUCAAUGAGUAUAUUCCUCAUAUUUGCGACUAAACCGUGGAUGGUGAUAUUCGCCCGGACCGUGUUUUUGAUCGGCGAUUGUUUAGUUCUGGUUGUCGUGCCUACUUACUCUUCCGAAAUAGCCAGUAAAACACACCGCGGCGCCUUAGGAACGUUUCUACAGCUGUUCUCUUCUUUGGGCAUCUUGAUCACUCUCUCCGUUGGCCCCUUCGUCUCUUAUCAUACGUUUAGUUAUAUAUUUUGUGGAGUUAUAGUUGUGAGUUUGAUACCCUUGAUCUGUCUACCUGAAAGCCCAUAUUAUCAGUAUUCUAAAGGAAAUUAUGACGCAGCAUUAAAAUCCCUGACCACAUUUCGAGGAUCUGAAGCAUUAGCCGCAGAAGAAAUAGAAGAAUAUAAGAAAUCAACAGAAGACAACAUAAAAAUUGACAAAAUUGAAAUGCUCAAAAAUAAAGCGUUCUUAAAAUCGCUUACCCUAUGCGUUCUUCUGUUCUUUGGUUCCCAGAUGGUUGGUUACAACGCUGUGACGUUUUAUCUGCAGACGAUAUUGAUCUCUACGAACACUAGCGUAAUGCCCGAAUUGGCAUCUGUUAUUAUUGGUUUGAUACAAGUGGUUGCGAGCGCAUCUUUAACAAUUUUGACGUCGAUGUUUCAACGGAAACAGUUACUGCUGGCGUCUUUGUUUGGCUUGUUUUUGGGGAUGACGGGAUUAGGUGUGUUUUUCCAAACCCACUCUGAUGGUGAAGCUGUGACAGGCUUCAUGAAUUACUUACCAAUUAUUUCCAUGAUACCCGUCGUGUUUUGCUACAAUGCCGGUAUUGGCUCUCUAAUCUGGCCAAUAUCCACAGAACUAUUCGAAGGUCCAACCAGAGCAUUCGGCACAUCGAUCGGCAUAUUAUGUUGUCAAAGCACCGUUUUCUUUACAACUUUAUAUUUUCCCCUUGUGACGUCAGCAGUUGGCCCAGCACCAACGUAUUGGUUCUUUAGUAUUUGUUGCAUAGUUGUUGCUAUUCUGCUUGGUGUGUUUCUGCCAGAAACAAAGGAUAAAUCGUUUAGGGAAAUACAGAAUUCUUUGGGCAAUUUUAAGGAUGUCGUAAAGGACAAGGCUUAGGCUUUUCCACCAAUAUUGUGCGAGGAUGAGUAGCGAGGAAUGUGUUUGUAAAUAGCCAAUAGUAUCGCUUCAGACGCUAAAAGCUUCUUUCAAAUUUGGUAAAUUAAGCGAUAAUAAUAUAAUAUUAAUAUAUAUUAAUAUAUC
Colias croceus (clouded yellow) is the source of this 1772-nucleotide messenger RNA. RefSeq names its product facilitated trehalose transporter Tret1-like. NCBI's taxonomy places the organism in Eukaryota, Metazoa, Arthropoda, Insecta, Lepidoptera, Pieridae. The transcript is spliced from 7 exons. Gene Ontology annotation, biological process: transmembrane transport. Bases 234 to 1628 code for a protein of 464 amino acids. Gene Ontology annotation, cellular component: membrane. Gene Ontology annotation, molecular function: transmembrane transporter activity. The record is from RefSeq and is a predicted model, not a curated record.